Copidosoma floridanum is the source of this 348-nucleotide messenger RNA. RefSeq lists its product as uncharacterized. NCBI's taxonomy places the organism in Eukaryota, Metazoa, Arthropoda, Insecta, Hymenoptera, Encyrtidae. The record is from RefSeq and is a predicted model, not a curated record.
AUGGUCGUCCUCACCAGGCAGAGGUGGUUCGGGGGUGACUUUUGCCUGAGCGUUGUGGGUGAGGUAAUCUGCGCGAGUCCGGUAGUACGCUACCUUGGAGGGUGGAUCGAUUCACGACUUACCUUCGGGGAGCACAUCAGAAGAGCAGCCGAUAAAGCCACUCGGGUCUCUGGGGCGCUUUCACGGUUAAUGCCAAACGUUGGGGACCCGUGGGAAGCCAAAAGACGGCUUCUUGCAUCGGUCUCCAACUCGAUCCUGCUGUGCGGCGCGGAGAUAUGGAUGGACGCACUCGCGAAGAAGGAUGUCCAAGAGCGCUUAACUUCGGUGCUGCGCAUCAGAUCCCUAUGA